AUGGUGAACAUUUUUUAUUUUUGGAUAUCUGAAGAAACUGAGGAAAGAUUAUUUGAUUAUAUUAUAACUAUAGAAUCUAUUUUUUCAAUAUUUUUUAAUUCACUUGCUUUUUUAAUAUUUCAAUUAAAACCACCAUUAAAAAAUGAUGCUUGUACAAAUCUUUUAAAAUGGGGUAGAAUUAUUGAUAUUUUUAUACCUUUUACAUUCGGAAUAAUGUUAAGAAGUAGAACAUUGGUACCUUUGAUUGGAAUUGCUGCAAAUGGUAUAUGUCAUGGUUCAUAUUAUCUUUGUAAAGCAUCACUUACUUUACAAAUGACAUCAAUAUAUCCUUUAUUUAGUUAUAUGUUUUUAUCAUAUAUAUUUAGAUACAAUAUUUUUAUUCGAAGAAAUUAUGUAUAUUAUUUUUCACAUUUUGAAAAAUUUAUUUUAUUAAAUAUAUGGAUUAUAUUACCUAUAACAACAAUAUUUAUGUUUCAAUAUUAUGGACGUGAAGAUUUUAUUUAUGAAAGUGGAAUUAGAAAUUUUACUUUAGCAAACUUUUAUUUGAAUAGAAAUAAAUUUACUUUAAUUAUUUAUUCAGAACAUUUAGAAUUACCCGUAUAUAUUUUUCUUAUUAUAUAUGAAGUUGCAUUUAUUUUUUUAAAUUUAUAUUUAAUCAUUGCAUAUACUAUUCCAUUUGAAAAUGAAUUAAAAAGAUGUCAAAAAUCAACAAAUAAGAAUGUUGCUAAAACAAUUAAAUAUAAUAUCAGAUUUUUACGAUUAUAUGUAUCACUUCCUAUUAUUUUAUCAUUGCUUCCAUUUACAAUAGGAUUUUUUCUUUCAUUUGUACCAUCAAUAAGAAAAAUUAAUUUUUAUCUAAAUACUCGGCAUUCAGUAUUAGUAAUGAUUUAUUUUUGUAUAUCUCCUUUUCUUACUUUACACCAUGCAUAUAAAGGUUAUAGUGAACGAAAUGCUGAAAGAAAAAUUCAACAAUCAACAAUUGCAUCCUAA
This is a messenger RNA of Strongyloides ratti, 990 nucleotides long. RefSeq lists its product as hypothetical. NCBI's taxonomy places the organism in Eukaryota, Metazoa, Nematoda, Chromadorea, Rhabditida, Strongyloididae. The transcript has 2 exons. The coding region runs from base 1 to 990 and encodes 329 amino acids. The record is from RefSeq and is a predicted model, not a curated record.